AUGUUGCCUUUGUUGAGCUCUCAUCCAAGUCCAUUUUAUGCCUCCGGUGCUUCCCCUCAUCAUCAAUACCUCAGCUUUGCAAUGUUCUCCAGAUUCAACAUCUCUUACUGCGAAGUUUUAAGCACUCCUUGCCCUGCUGUGGGAAGAAGAACAGACUUCAAAGAGGUCUCUAAAUACCUCUCUUGCUAUAUUCAAGCUAUUGCAGAUACCGUUGUGACUGCCGACGGCUCUUUAAAUUUAGAAAUAUUGGGGUUCUGGGCAGUGUUGGAUGCUCGCACCCAGGGGAUUCAAGUAGAUGAUGGGGCAUCCUGGCUGCUUGGUAACGGGUUUCCCCUUCCCAUUGAAAGCGGGCUGCUCAUGAGAAAGAAGCACCGAAAGCACGGGAGCAAACGACUGGCGACAGCGGCGAAACGCAAGAUCUGUGACCAAGGCUUCAGGGGCAUCCUGAUCCUUUCAUUCCAUUUCCCAGGAACUAAUAUUGUAACUUCGCAGCUCUCGCAUAUGGGCCUCGCUCCUUCCAGCGACUUCCUCGAUGCUACAGUGACGGAAUCCUAG
Molecule: messenger RNA, 555 nt
Organism: Coccidioides immitis RS
Lineage: Eukaryota; Fungi; Ascomycota; Eurotiomycetes; Onygenales; Onygenaceae
Exons: 3
Coding region: 1-555 (184 amino acids)
Source: RefSeq, a predicted model, not a curated record